Messenger RNA from Vicugna pacos (alpaca), 543 nucleotides. The record is from RefSeq and is a predicted model, not a curated record. NCBI's taxonomy places the organism in Eukaryota, Metazoa, Chordata, Mammalia, Artiodactyla, Camelidae.
AUGGCAGGUGUGGUAUACCCCAGACAGGCCCCUGUGGAUUUAGACAUAUACCAAAGCUCCUACAUGAUCGACUACAAACCCUACGGGAAGCACAAGUACUCCAGAGUCACACCGGAAGAGCAAGAAAAGCUGGCCAUCCAGCUCCAGGAGAAAGAGUUUUAUAGGCCCACCCCCAGCCCCAACCCCAAGCUAGAAGAUGGAUACCCUGCCUUCAAAAGACCCUACAUGACCGCCAGAGACCUGGGGCGACCUGGCUUCUUCCCACCACAGGACCACGUGGCCACAGGGGAGGACGAAUGCAGGUUCCUCAGCGCCUGUCCUUCCAUGUCCCCGGCUUCCCACGCUCUGUACCUGGCCCACAGGCAUCCCAGCCGGCCUCGCCAGGAUGCCGAUUUCCGGUCCCUUCUGGAGCCCGAGCGUCAGCCCGCUGCGGAGGUGGGCAAAGGCUACCUCCUGCUGCCUGGCUGCACCUGCCCUUACCACUGUACGGUCAAGGUCCCCGUCUUGAACCGAUGGGGACCCUUGAUGCCGUUUUACCAGUAG